GCUGCGUUCGCAGAGAGAGAGCUUGAGCUGGUUGCGCAAAGCCCACCAUCGUCUUGCUGCGAUCGAGUUCGUUUUCUUGCUACUCAACAACUCCGUCGUAGUGCUGCCCACCCUCAGUACCACCAAGUCCACGGACCGGCACGAAAAUGCAGCUUCUGAAGCGGAACAAGACCAAUCCAAGCUUCGCCAUCAACAUCGAGAGCGGUGUGGAGGAAGUGCGAGACGUCAAGGUGCACGAGGAAUGUGACUUUCUGGUGGAUGUGCUAACGGGGAAGAGCUCCGUUUCGCCGGACUUUUGCUGCCGGAUGCUGUACAUGAUUCUGUGCACCUGCUUCACGACCGAUACCCGCGAGAAACGGCGCCGCGUCGAGAUUGAGCAGCGAUCGCGGAGCCUAACCGCGUGUCAGACCAUCUGAAGUGAAGAUCAUCUGUUCGGUCUCCAUGCGGACCGCCUGGAGUAACUUUGGAGCAAUCUGAUGCACCAGUGUAUGUGCGUGUGUGUUUUUGUGUAUGUGUGCUAAGUGAAUUCACGUGCGUGAAACGUGCGUGCAGUGCAGUGCGGUUGCAAGCAAUGGCACCAUUCGUUCGCAAGUCAGUCAGUCUCCUCAAACCAUUGUCGGUGCAAUAGCUUUGUAAGGCACUACUGUAUAUCGUUAAGACAGUCAAGCCUCGUGGUAAAGGCUUAAAGUUA
This is a messenger RNA of Anopheles aquasalis, 691 nucleotides long. RefSeq lists its product as uncharacterized. NCBI's taxonomy places the organism in Eukaryota, Metazoa, Arthropoda, Insecta, Diptera, Culicidae. The record is from RefSeq and is a predicted model, not a curated record.